AUGAGUGGAGCAGUAUCGAAUGGGAAGGAGCAGGAGAUGCAAGAUGGGGAGGAGGAUAGAGAGGAGGCUGGGGAGGAGAGUUGGGAGGGGAGUGCAGAGGGGAUUGAGGAGGAGGAUGAUGGAGGGGUGGAUGGAGAGGAGGAUGGAAGGGAAGAUGGAAGGGAGGAUGGAAGGGACAAUGAGGAUCAGUGUGCACAUAACCUGGCAGAGCUUAUCAUAGAUGCCCCUUAUGCGCCAAAGAUCACAGAUAACGAGAGUUUGCUGCCCGAGGAUGGGCUGGAAGUGGGACCAGUCACGGGAGGAGCAGGUAAUCUGGCCGAGCUGAUUGCAGAUGUCUUCGAGUUUCCCAAUGGCUUUUCGAAUGGCUUCCCGAAUGGCUUUUCGAAUGGCUUCCCGAAUGGCUUUUCGAAUGGUCACCCCGAGAUAAUGAUGCUGCUACGUCUGGAAGACUAUGGGUGUGCAGGUGAGAACAAGCUGGCAGGGCCAACUGGAGAGAAAGGGGAGGACGAGGGGAAGGCGAAGCAGGGAGGAGGGGAAGGGGGGCAAGGGGAUGCGGAGGAGUGGGAUACUGUGCUGAGCCACAUACAGCAGGUUGCUGCUGCUGCCUCUGUUGAGUCGGAUAAUGUUGGGCUGGACACUUGGAUGCUUGAGGACAUAGUAGCCCUCAAUGGGUUGACUAUAGAGGGUGUGACUAUAGAGGGUGUGGCUCCAAAUGGUGUGACUGUGGAGGGUACGGCAUCAAAGUGUGUCACUGUAGAGGGUGUGACAGCAGCAGGUGAUGCGGAGGAGAUUUAG
Molecule: messenger RNA, 795 nt
Organism: Closterium sp. Naga37s-1
Lineage: Eukaryota; Viridiplantae; Streptophyta; Zygnematophyceae; Desmidiales; Closteriaceae
Source: the annotation of a GenBank genome assembly